GGGAGGGAUGGGUGGUUGGACUCUCCGGUUACAUCCCUGUGCUCUGACCCGGCUCCUGUAAUCCAGCCCGGUGCAGGGUUUAAUUAAUGAAUAGGGGUUGGAGGUACAGGGAGCUGGUGGAAAGCGAUGCCAGGGGAUGGAGAGCGGAGCAGCGGGAUCACAUCCAUCACGCCGGCAUGUGGCCAAGGGUUUGGAGAGACCGGGGAUGCUGGGGUGCGGAGAAGGGGUGUUUUCCGGAGCAGUGUGCAUGGGACGGAGGGGAAACCAGGGAGAGCUGACCAUGAAAUGUUUACUUUGGCUGGGAGGAAGCUCGUAGCAAGCCAGCUACAAGUUAAUAUGGCCCUGGUGAGGAGGAAGAGGAGGAAGAAGGAGGAGGAGGAGGCAGAGAUGACUCUGCUCUCAGCUGGAGCUUUGUGGAUCCCUCCCCUUGCUCCUCACGCCUGCUCCAUGCCCAUAAAUUAUUUAAGUGCUUUUGCUUCCCUGCAUGAAAUAUUCAGCCCGGUGCUGAGUGAGAUGGGGGGGUUUGGAGGGAGAAGAGCACACGGAGCCACUGGUGGGUACUGGGUGAUGGGGAUGGUCAGGGGUGAGGGGUCUUUGGGGUAGAUAGAAAUCACCCUGGGACUGGCAGGGUGACGGGGUCUUGUGUCCCCCCCUGCAGCCAGGAGCUUUCAUUGAUGCUUUUUAAGGAGAGGGCCACACUCUGCUCAUGUUUGUGCCCACAAUGGUGUAAGAGAUGAUUUCUGGGGUGUCCUCAUUUAGAUGGGGGCUGAGUUUGCAGCCGGGUGUUGGAUGAGAUGCUCGUAGGUGGCAGCCUGGCACGUGGCUGUCCCCAGGGGAGCCCACGGCUGUGUCACCACAUCCGCACCUCACACAGGACAUCCAGCCCCCAGGGCUGCAACCUCCCCAUUGAAACCUGCCAAAUGGGUGGAAAACCCUCCAAAAAACGGUUGUGACUCCCCAAAGCCACCAUUGGGACCUCAGCUCUUCCGGAGCAGGGAGGAACUCGGCGAAAGCAACGCCCGGCUGCUCUGUUUUGGGAGAAGAAGCUGGUUUUUGAGGGCGUUUUCAUUAAAAAGAAGAAGGCGGGUAGGAAACAAACAAGGCCUGAGCAGGGCUGGGAAGUUCAGCAGCAGGAAGGAAACCGAGUGGUUUAUUUCGGUCUCGAGUCUGCUCGGUGGGGCAAAGCUUUGCCUCUUCCUCGCGCCGAUAGCAGCCCCUUGGCGAACAAUGGGGCUGCGGGGCCCUUCCCGCCAGGAAAACAGCUCGUUCCGGUGAAACCUCCCGGUUGGUGCUGAGUCAGCAGGUCCUGGUGGGACAGACGGUGCCGGGUUCACAGGCCCGGUGCCGAGUGGGAGCGGACGUGCCAGGAGAGAUGGACACCUUCAGCACCAAGAACCUGGCCCUGCAGGCCCAGAAGAAGCUCUUGAGCAAGAUGGCUACUAAGACCAUAGCCAAUGUCUUCAUUGAUGACACCAGCAGCGAGAUCUUGGAUGAGCUCUACCGGGCCACCAAGGAGUACACCCACAACCGCAAGGAGGCACAGAAAAUCAUCAAAAACCUCAUCAAGAUUGUGAUGAAGUUGGGUGUUCUCUACCGCAACGGGCAGUUCAGCCCCGAGGAGCUGCUGGUGAUGGAGCGCUUCCGCAAGAAGGUCCAUACCUUGGCCAUGACGGCCGUCAGCUUCCACCAGAUAGACUUCACCUUCGACCGCAGGGUCAUGUCGGGUGUGCUCAUGGAGUGCCGGGACCUGCUGCACCAGGCUGUCAACGGCCACCUCACGGCCAAGUCCCACUCCCGCAUCAACCAUGUCUUCAACCACUUUGCGGACUAUGAGUUCCUCUCGGCUCUCUACGGGCCAUCCGAGCCCUAUCGCACCCACCUGAAGAGGAUCUGCGAAGGGGUUAACAAGAUGCUGGAGGAGGACAACAUAUGAAGUUGGCCAAGGCAGAAUGUGUGCUUGUUUUGAGCAUCACCAGGCUCGACAUCCUCUUCUCUGCAUCACUACCCCGUUUUCUCCUUGUUUCUACACCAAACUGAACCUCUUGACUGUGUCUAACCCUUGGCCAGGGUCUGCAAACCCUGCCCUGUGCUGGGCUGAGCCCUUCCCAGGUGAUCCUGGGCUUCUGGGCUCCUGCUGUACAGUUUGAUUUCCUUUGUCCACGAAGUGCUCUUAGCUCCGAGUCCAAGGAACUGGACUCCUCACCUUGAACUCUAUCGUAACUCUUCUGGGGGAAACCCAAACCAAAGACUCUUGGUGUGUAACGCCUCUCAGGGGUCUCUGAGCGGGUGGGCAUUUGUUUGGAGGAACAGUUGUGAGGGUUGUGGAGCCCUGUGGUUUUCUUUCAGCAGCUCCACGACAUGGUGGGAGCAAAUCAUGGUCCAGACUUUUGUUGCACACAGGGUGGGAAGGUGUUUCUGCACCUUGCAGGCCUCUUCAAAGACGAGUCCUGGGGACCAGAAGGAUCCCACGUCACCUGUCCCUGGGAGCAGGGAGGGAGCUGCUCCUUCCCUACAUCCCAGGUACACCCCUUCAUCCAAGACACAAAUCCCCCCUACCAGCCUCCCGCAAUGGUACCACUGUGACGGCUCCAGUGCUGCCUUUGGUGGUUGUUCAAAGCUCUCCCAAGGAUUUCAUACAUUUCACGUGUCCUCGACUGAGUUCUGGUUGUGAUUUUUAAGCAAACUGUAGCCCUGAUGAGUUACUGAAAUAAACUCAUCUUUUAAAUGGA
Molecule: messenger RNA, 2729 nt
Organism: Strigops habroptila (Kakapo)
Lineage: Eukaryota; Metazoa; Chordata; Aves; Psittaciformes; Psittacidae
Gene: TNFAIP8L1
Product: TNF alpha induced protein 8 like 1
Exons: 2
Coding region: 1373-1933 (186 amino acids)
Biological process (GO): regulation of apoptotic process; negative regulation of TOR signaling
Cellular component (GO): cytoplasm
Source: RefSeq, a predicted model, not a curated record